CCGGAACUGACGAUUCAGCGGGAAAUGUAAACAGAAGAUACGGGCCGGAAGAUACUGCAACCAAGAACAUCAAUGUGAGCCUUCUUUAACAGCUGAUAUGAAGAUGCGACUGAAGGAUUCCUGAAGUACCAAGUUAUUAGUAACCAUGAGUAGUCAAGGCAGCAACUACAGCAACUAUGGCCAACAAAGCCAGGGAAGUAACUAUGGCAACCAGGGUCGAGGUAGCCAGGGAAGAGGCAGAAGUUCUGGGGGAGGCAGAGGAAAUUGGCGGGGCAGAUGGAGGGGGCGUGGUGGUAGAUACUUCAGUCAUCAUGGCAACAGAGGAGGAAGGGGUGCAAAUCAGGGGGGAGCUGGACCAGUUCUGAUGGAUGGUCCCCAAGGUGGUCGCCGUCCACCCCCUAUGGUACAGACUAGAAUAGAGGUCCAAUCACCGUACAAAGGAUGGAGGAUGUACUUCCCAGAGGAAGUUUACUGUGACCAUUCUCCGACUGUCACCAGAAUCCAGGUGUUUGAGAAAUACAUCAUCAGUUGGUCCAACUCCUAUAAAUGGAAUGAUGUUGAAGAAAAGGGAAGCUUUACUGUAGAAUAUAAAGAACUGAUGGAUGAUCAAAUAAUCCUGGAGAAGUUACCAGAUUUACCAGCUAAUCUGAAGGACAUGCCAGAAAAUAUCCUAUCCUGUCUUGGUAUUGCUGCACACCAGUUUGUAACUAACCUGAGGAUGAGAGAGUCCGCAGAGAACGAGGACGGCACAGACCAGCCUGAUGUGAGCUACUGUGUACCUAUGAUCCAGGCGAGGGUUACAAACUUCGGCUCACCUAUACCUUUGAAAAACCUUAAGGCCAAUUAUUAUGGAAAGUUUAUUUCCAUCAAGGGGACAGUGGUGAGGGUUGGUAAUAUCAAACCACUGUGUACCCGCCUCGCGUUUGAAUGCAAUAGCUGUGGAAUGGUACAGAGUGUUUCAUUACCAGAUGGAAAAUAUGUUUUACCAACAAAGUGUCCGUCCCAGGAGUGUAGAAGCAAGACCUUCGUACCUAGGCGUAGCUCUGAUCUUACACAGACAAUAGACUGGCAAACUAUCAGAGUGCAAGAAAUCAUGGGGGAUACACAGAAGGAGACAGGACGGAUACCAAGGACUAUCGACUGUGAACUGACACAAGAUCUAGUGGACAGUGCUGUUCCUGGGGACAUAGUGACAGUAUCUGGAGUGGUCAAGGUCAACAGUGUGGAUGAGGGUCGGGGACGUAACAAAGACAAGUGUAUGUUCCUGCUGUACCUACAGGCCAACUCUGUCAACAACACUAAAGGCAACAAGUCUGGAGACACAGCAGGCCUGGCCAUCGACUUCUCCAUCAAGGAACUCUAUGCCAUUGAGGAGAUACAGAGUGAAACCAACACCUUCAGACUCCUGGUUGGGUCUGUGUGCCCUUCUAUAUAUGGACAUGAGUUGGUGAAAGCUGGACUGAUCCUGGGACUUUUUGGAGGAACACAGAAAUACACAAACGAUAAGAACCGUAUCCCAGUGCGAGGUGAUCCACACGUCUUGGUGGUAGGAGAUCCUGGGCUGGGCAAGAGUCAGAUGUUACAGUCGGCCUCCAACAUAGCCCCUAGAAGUGUAUAUGUGUGUGGUAACACUACAACUACCUCAGGUUUGACAGUGACUUUGUCAAGAGAUGGUGGAUCUGGAGAUUUUGCCUUGGAGGCAGGUGCCCUGGUGCUGGCUGACCAAGGGUGCUGCUGUAUUGAUGAGUUUGACAAGAUGGGAAAUCAACACCAGGCAUUACUGGAGGCUAUGGAGCAACAGAGUAUCAGUGUGGCCAAGGCAGGAAUUGUCUGCAGCUUGCCUGCACGGACGUCGAUCAUAGCUGCUGCUAAUCCUGUAGGAGGUCACUAUAACAAAUCUAAAACUGUAUCAGAAAAUCUCAAGAUGGGAAGUGCCCUGUUGUCAAGAUUUGAUCUUGUGUUCAUUCUCCUCGACAAACCAGAUGAGGAAAUGGAUAGCAUGUUGUCUGAACAUGUCAUGGCCCUGCAUGCUGGCAAAAACAGAUCUAUGACAAGAGUCACAGCAAGAAGAUCAGGGGGAGACGACUCCAUCCUGCUGACGGAGACAGACAAACCCCUAAGUGACAGACUGAAGGUUCCUCGAGGAGAAGCCUUUGAUCCCAUUCCAGCCCAACUACUCAGAAAGUAUGUCGGGUAUGCCAGAAAGUAUGUCCGCCCAAAGAUCGGGAAAGAAGCUGCUACUGUUCUACAGGAGUUUUACUUGGAGCUCCGUAAGCAGCACCAAACACAAGACAGCACACCCAUCACCACACGACAACUCGAGUCACUGAUUCGCCUGACAGAGGCACGUGCACGCCUGGAGCUGCGCGAGGAAGCAACAAAAGAUGAUGCUAAUGAUGUGAUAGAGGUCAUGAAGUACAGUAUGGUAGACACAUACUCAGAUCAGUUUGGGGGCCUUGACUUCCGCCGCUCACAGCAUGGCUCAGGCAUGAGUGGGCGCUCACAGCCCAAGAAGUUUGUAGCGGCUUUGCAGAAAAUCUCGGAGCAGACCUAUAACUCGAUAUUCACUAUACCACAAAUGAGACAAAUUUCAAAGGAUAUUGGCCUCAACAUUCUGGACUUUGAAAGUUUCAUAAGUUCACUAAACAAUCAAGGGUAUCUAUUGAAGAAAGGAACCAAGGUUUACCAGUUACAGACAGCGGACUAUUGAUGGAGGCUACAACAGAACUUCCUCACUGACUAGCUAAAGUUAAUCGUGUGCUGUCUCCUGAUAGAGGCUACA
Molecule: messenger RNA, 2782 nt
Organism: Mizuhopecten yessoensis (Yesso scallop)
Lineage: Eukaryota; Metazoa; Mollusca; Bivalvia; Pectinida; Pectinidae
Product: DNA helicase MCM8-like
Exons: 28
Coding region: 146-2710 (854 amino acids)
Biological process (GO): double-strand break repair via homologous recombination
Cellular component (GO): nucleus; MCM complex
Molecular function (GO): ATP binding; single-stranded DNA binding; ATP hydrolysis activity
Source: RefSeq, a predicted model, not a curated record